AUGCGGAACAUCAUAUUCUCCAAAAGAGCAGUACCCAAAGGCCUACGAUGGCGUGCGUCCACUCCUUUCAUCAUCACUACCGUGGCUGUCGGCAUGUUCACCGACCUCUUUCUCUAUGGCUUGGUCGUCCCUGUACUUCCGUUCAUGCUGAAAGAGCGUGUCCAUAUCCCUCACGGGAAAAUCCAAUCAUAUGUCUCUGGUCUCCUGGCUGCGUAUGCAGGUGCUAGUAUUAUUUUUUCAAUACCAAUUGGCGUCAUCGCAGACAGAACAAAUGCUCGCCAACUACCAUUCUUAUGUGGCCUCGCCGCCCUCCUGGCUGCCACUUUCAUGCUCGCUUUCGGCAAAAACAUUCCCAUGCUUGUCAUUGCCAGACUUUUACAAGGUACAAGUGCUGCAGUCGUCUGGACAGUUGGUCUGGCAAUGGUCCUUGACACCGUUGGCCCUGAGAACCUAGGAAAGGUCAUCGGAACAAUAUUCUCAUUCAUAUCUGUUGGCGAACUCGCGGCCCCGGUUUUAGGAGGCGUCUUGUACCGCAAGACUGGUUACGCCGGGGUCUUCGGCCUUGGAGCUGCCCUGCUUGGCCUUGACUUCAUCCUGCGACUCCUGGUGAUUGAGAGGAAAGUCGCCGCACAGCAUGACAAAUCCUUCCAGAUAUCCAAGAACACGAGCGUCGAAGCCGAAGGCGACGAAGACGUGAAUUCGACAAAUUCAGAUUCCGAGAGUCCCAGAGCCGGCAGCGAACAGGACCACCUGUUGCCGAAGAAAGUGAAUCAGCACUACGCCAUUCCCGACGGCCAAAACAGACUGAUCCGCAUGCUGCCGAUCCUGUACUGUCUCUCCGAUCCACGACUUCUCGUCGCGCUCCUGCUCGCAUUCGUCCAGGCAGCCCUCCUAGCUACCUUCGACGCCACGGUCCCGACGGAAGCACAAGACCUGUUCAAUUUUGACUCUUUACAGGCCGGCCUGCUUUUCAUCGCGCUGGACGUCCCAUUCCUCCUCCUUGGCCCGAUCGCGGGGUGGUGCGUCGACAGAUACGGCACGAAGCCUGCCUCGGUACUGGGGUUUGGAUUCCUCGUCCCAACGCUAGUCCUACUUCGCCUUCCACCGGCACAAAUCACGCCCAAUGUGAAAUCGAACAUCAUUCUAUUCUGUGGCUUACUUGCCCUCAACGGCAUAGGGCUCGCUGUUAUCGGAUCACCCAGCAUUGUCGAGGCAAGCGACGUGGUGCAAAAGUACGACAAGGCCAAUCCAGGCUUGUUCGGCCAGAAUGGCCCCUACGCCCAGUUAUAUGGGUUCAACUCGCUGGUUUUCAGCGCUGGUUUGACCAUAGGCCCGAUUCUGAGCGGUGGACUGAAGGACGCAAUAGGGUACGGGAACAUGAAUAUUGUUGUCGCAUGUAUUUCAGGCGUCACGGCGAUUUUAUCGUUCUUCUUUGUGGGCGGGAAGCCGAAAUUAUUUGGCAGACGAAGGAAAUAG
Messenger RNA from Exophiala xenobiotica, 1476 nucleotides. RefSeq lists its product as uncharacterized. Gene Ontology annotation, biological process: transmembrane transport. Bases 1 to 1476 code for a protein of 491 amino acids. Lineage: Eukaryota; Fungi; Ascomycota; Eurotiomycetes; Chaetothyriales; Herpotrichiellaceae. The record is from RefSeq and is a predicted model, not a curated record. The transcript has 3 exons. Gene Ontology annotation, molecular function: transmembrane transporter activity.